CGUUUCAGGAUGUGUUGGCAUGCAUGGUGCACUGUAGUGACGCAGCACAGGGCGGAGAGAAUGACAAUGGCCAUGUCUGUUGCGCAUUACGAGUUAGCCGUAGAAAGACGAGCUUUCCAAAGCUGGAAGGUAUGGAUAGAGCACAAGGAAGUCUGUCAGAAAGCAGCGGCGCAUCUUGUAUGGAUUGUCACAAGACAGCUGUACAGAAGAUGCUUUGACAUUCUCCUGUUCAACGCAAAGGCGCAAAGAGAAAAGCACCUUACUGCCGCAUGUUACUGCCAGCUCACCAAGCAGGCUCGCUGCUUCGUGGAAUGGCAUGACUACAUGGAAGCGCGCAGAAGUCUGCGUGAGGCGGUUGCGAAGGCCGUCCAAUAUUGCAAAAGACGCAAAAUGCAGAUGGCAUUGGAUGCCUGGAAGAAUUUCUGCAAAAGUAGGGCGGCAAAACAGCUGGCCGAUUCCAUGGCCAUCACGAUGCUAAAGAGACGGUCCCUUGCAGCAAUGAAGCGGCUAUUGACAUGGAGAAUGGAGAAGGCAUCUGCAACUGGUCCACCACCAUUGGACAAGAUGGACAAGGAAGUGGAGAGGACGAAUGGGGCAAGGCUAGGCGAGGAACAAGGGCAGAUCAAACAUAAGAAAAGUGGGUCAAGGGCAAGGGUGGCUGUGGCGGGGGUGUGUGUAGAGCAAGGUGGCAAGGUUGUAGCAGGGUUUAAGCAAGGGUUCAGGGUUUAUGUUGUACUUGAGCGUGGUUCCGUAUUUGAAGAGUUGUUUCCAGAAUUAGGAGAGAAAGCGGGGGKGACGAUCACUGAUGAUAUUCUCGGGGAGGCCGUGGUGUCUGGCGACAUGGUCGAAGAAGAGAAUGGCAAUGUCUUUGGCGUUGUGCGAGGUGGUACAUGGGAUGAAGUGAGCACGUUUGGUCAGGCGGCAAUCAAUGACGUAGAUGCAGUCAUGCCCGCGGUCGGCUUUGACAUCAGCAAGGAGGGAAGGCCAAUGGAAAUAACGGAAGAUGGUAUCAAAGGUUUUCUGGAAACCAAGGUGGCCAGUGGUCUUGGCGUCGUGGUGCUCGGCCAAGAGCUGGGUUUGGAGGCCACGGGCGUCAGGGAUGCAGAGUCGGCGGGAGCCUUUGGUUUCAAUAUAGAGAAGGUUGUCGUGGAGGGCAUAGCCGGAGACGGGGUCGAGGUCACGGAGUUCGUUGUAGAUGGUGGAGAAGUCGGGGCAAGAGAGGUAUCAUUGGGUGUAGCGAUGGUGGAGCGAUGGCAGGGGCUGGAUGUGGGUCAUGGUGGCGUAGACUUUCUCAAGGGGCUUGUGGUUGGGGCGGCGGGAAAGGGCAUCGGCAACACGGUUGCUUUUGCCGGGGGUGAGGCAAAUGGUGAAGGUAAAUUGGGCAAGGAAGUCGAGCCAGCGGGCUUGGCGAGGGGUGAUGCCUUUCUUGAAUUUCUGGUCGCGGAGAAUGGCGCGGAGACGAUCAAGGUGGGACUCGAAGGUGGGGCUAAAAACAAGGAUGUCGUCGAGGUAGAUCAUGACACAGACUUCGAGGAGGUCGCGGAAGAUGUGGUUCAUGGUGGAUUGGAAUGUGGCGGGGGCGUUGGUGAGACCGAAAGGCAUUACGAGAAACUCGUAGUGCCCGAAGCGAGAGCGGAAGGCGGUUUUGUGGGUGUCCUCCUCGCGGAUGCGGAUCUGGUGGAAGCCACUGCAGAGGUCGAUCUUGGUGAAGUAUUUGGCUCCACGGAGGCGGUCAAGAAGUUCGGAUAUCCGGGGAAGCGGAUACUUGUUCUUGAUCGUGAUCCGGUUCAAGGCGCGGUAGUCCGUGCACAUGCGGAGUUCCGAGGUGCCGUUCUUCUUGACGAAGAGACAACUGGUACCGAAGGGGGAGGAGCUAGGCUUAAUGAAUCCUUUUUCAAGGAGUUCAUUAAGCUGGCGCUUCAUUUCUUCGGCCUCGGGGACGGAGAGCUGGUAUGGGGUGCGGCAAGGGGGGGAGUGGCCGGGCUUGAGAUCAAUGGUGUGGGAAACACCUCGCUGGCGGCAACGGAAACAACCGCUGUUGGCCUGGAGGAAGGCGCGUUCGGCGGGGGUGAGCUUUUUGAGACGAGGGGGUUGGGGGGAGGAGGAAGGCUGGGAGGCCAGGCGUUGCCGUUCCAUCCUCAUGAGAUGGACAACCUGGAAGUCUUCCUCGCGGAGGUGAGGAAGGCGAUCAUGGUGGAGAAGGCGGGUAAGGAGAUCGGUGACAGGGAUCUCGGGCUCAUGGGCGAGGGUUGCGGCGAGGUGGGGGAAGCAUACCCGCUUGAUGCGGGAGAUGAAGACGUAGUCGGAUAUGAGAGUCGGCGGGAUGUGGAGGCGGAGGGAGCGAACGUAAUGGAUGAAUCGCUUGGUGGGGCCGGUUUGGCAGAGGUUGCAAAAUUGAUCGAUGUAGUCAUCGAUGGUCUUUUGCGGACGGAAGGUGGCGAUGAGAAGGUCGGCCCAUUGAAGGAAGGUGAUGCGGGGAAGGUCGUUGGCUCGACGGUUGUUGGCUUCGGGGGCAAGGGAGGAGGGGAGUGGGGAAGGAGAAAUGGGGGGGAAGGAGGGGGUUUCGAGGGAGGAGUGAAGGGGGGUGAGGAGGUGAUGGGGCGAGGGAGGAAGGAGGGGGGCGGUGGAGGAGGGGACGGGGGGGUACGCACAAACAUGAACCUGCUUGUUCCAGAGAAGGCCGGUGCGUUCUCGGAUUUCUGGACGAAGAGGAGGUGCCUAGACCAUUGGACAAGGUUUCUUGGUGUGCAGAAGGAAAGGCGAAAAGAGAAAGCAAAAAUUAUGCAAGUGGUCACAGCAUGGAGACACAAGCGCUUGCAGAGGACAGCCUUUUCACAAUGGAAAACUUAUGUAACUCACAAACGGUUAUGCCGUGAGGAGGCAGCCCUUCUAUGUGAGCAUCGCGCAUACAUGACAGAGAAAAUGGUUUUUAGGAAAUGGAAUGAAGUAGCUUUGACCGCAAGACGGGAACAGGAAGCGAUAGAAGAGAAGCUGGAGCAGGAGAUGACAGUAUGGUUGCUGCGAUUUGUGAGUUGUGGAUUGUGAGUUGUGAGGCAUGCUGCGUGCUUGUAUUUGUGUGGCUGGAUGGAGAAGCAAAUAAGAAAGAAAGAAAGGCGAGAUGGGUUUACUUUGCG
Messenger RNA from Chara braunii, 3134 nucleotides. Lineage: Eukaryota; Viridiplantae; Streptophyta; Charophyceae; Charales; Characeae. The record is from the annotation of a GenBank genome assembly.